Messenger RNA from Alligator sinensis (Chinese alligator), 2947 nucleotides. RefSeq names its product phosphatidylinositol glycan anchor biosynthesis class W (gene PIGW). Bases 452 to 1972 code for a protein of 506 amino acids. Gene Ontology annotation, biological process: GPI anchor biosynthetic process; protein localization to plasma membrane. Gene Ontology annotation, molecular function: glucosaminyl-phosphatidylinositol O-acyltransferase activity. Gene Ontology annotation, cellular component: membrane; endoplasmic reticulum. The transcript has 3 exons. NCBI's taxonomy places the organism in Eukaryota, Metazoa, Chordata, Crocodylia, Alligatoridae. The record is from RefSeq and is a predicted model, not a curated record.
UACUCGUCCCCUUUCCUCGAAAGCCACUGACGUAGCUUUAAUUUAUUUAAAAAAAAUUAGCCUUCUCCCAUGUGUGUGUUGGAAAAGACCUGCGCAAAGCUUGACCUUGACCGAAACGAUCUCCGCUCUCUCAUAAUGACGGUGCGGGCUUUGAAAGCACCUUCCCCAGGCAGCACUAGGUUUUCCAUAAAGGAAAGGGGACUUCUCAAAUCAGCCCAGCUGGAAGACGGAUCAAAUCCAGAUUUGUUGCCAAACCCUGAAGGACAAAACCAGCCCUUCUGCGAGGCCCAUCUACACACAGCCACAGAUGUUCGCUAGCUUUUAUCUGCUAACCUGAGUUCGUGCACGUGGGAAUUAUUCUCCAUAAGUGGCUUCUGGAGUUGAGGCUGAACUACAAUGAAAAACGCCGCCUUCUACAAAACUGAUUCUAGUUUUUAUUUCCAGAAGAAGGAUGUCACAAAAGCUGCAGAAAGAAGCCUUCAUCAGUAACUUAAAUGGAACUACUCUGCAAGAAAUUUCAGUAGGAUUAACUCUAGCGCCGUUGUGUGUGGCUUGCAGAGGACUGCUGUUGGUUUUAUAUCACCAGCACUAUGGAAGACCAUUAGGCUCAAGGAAAUAUCUACUCCUGCUAGACUUGACUGUGCUAGUAGCUCCUCUUGUGCUUUCCUGUACAGUUCUUUCCCCUGUCCUCCCUUUUGUCCCGGUUGCCAUUGCUCUUAUCUGUGCAGGAUUGUUUUCUAAAAUAUACCACGGGAGAAAUCGGUACGUCGGCGCACCUUGUAGACAGAUCAUCAGCGAGUUUCUGAAGACGAGCCUAGAACCAGAAUACGUUCCCUCCAUAACCGUGUUCCGCGUGUACGUCAACCUGCUAACUGCCAUCAGUAUUUUGGCAGUGGAUUUCCCACAGUACCCCAGGCGGUACGCUAAAACCGAGACCUAUGGCACGGGAGUGAUGGAUUUUGGUGUGGGAGCUUUUAUUUUUGGGAACGCUCUGGUUUGUCCUGAAGUGAGGCAAAAAUCCGGUGCAGUGCAAGCCAAAUUCUCCUAUUUGGCAAGGCAGUCCUUAGCUGUGUGGCCAUUAGUUUUUCUGGGCCUGGGACGACUGGUCAGCGUUAAAGCUGUAGAUUAUCAUGAGCAUUUAUCAGAGUAUGGGGUGCACUGGAAUUUUUUUUUCACUCUAGCAUUUGUGAGGAUUGCAGCCUCGUUGCUUUUAUCGUUAGUGCCAGCACAGAAAUCGGGGAUUGUUGCUGUGAUUCUUGCUGUAUUUUACCAGUUUAUUCUUGAUGUUACGCCUCUGAAGAUGUUUGUUUUUUAUGGAAGCGAUGGCAGAGAUUCACGAGUUGGAUUUUUGAAUGCUAACAGAGAGGGGGUGUUUUCUCUCUUUGGAUACCUAGCCAUCUAUAUGGCCAGUGUGCAAGUAGGGUUAUAUGUAUUGAAGAAGAGAACCUUAGUCAAAGACUGGAUUGAAGUAAUAUGCUUGUUUUUGCUGACAGUUAUUCUUCUCUUUAUAUGUCUUCACUUGACUCAAACGUAUAUAGAUCCAGUAUCCCGUAGGCUGGCUAAUCUGGCUUUCUGCAUUUGGGUGGUUGCCCAUGGCCUGACAUUUUUCAUUUUAUUUUUAGUGACUGAUCUUAUUUUAGUGCUGACAAAACUUCUGGUAAAUGGGUCUGGAGUGCCUUGUUGUUGGAAUCUUUCACAACCACCUAGUACAAAUAAAAAGCAUGAUUCAGAGCCCACGUCUAUCAAAAGAGAAGAAAAACUGCUAAGUGUUUGUAUAAUUAAUGCUAUUAAUAAAAACCAACUAGUCUUUUUCUUGUUAGCAAAUGUUAUGACUGGCAUAGUGAAUAUGGUGAUAGACACAAUCCACAGCAGUACUGUGGUUACAUUAUUUGUGUUACACUUGUACAUGUUUACUAACUGUUUAACUAUGCAUAUAUUGCAUGCGAAAAAUCUAAUACUGAAAUGGUGGUGAUCAUCACCAUAUUCUAAUAUCGUUGAUCUUAAGCAUGCUGGUUUAAAAUGUAUAUGUGGAUUUUUAAAAAUAUUUUGUUGACUCUGCUCGAGUAAUUGUGGGUUUCUGUUUUUUUGGCUUUUUGUUUUUAAUGGAAAAAUUAAAAUGCCUUUGUCUUGCAGAUAUGUUGCUUUGUAAUACACUCUGUAUUGAUGAUUUAUACCCAAUGUUCUCUCCAGGGUAACUUGGCAAGUGUUAUAACUUAAUUUCUGGAUCUUGAGAUGUAUUUAUGAAUCAACAGUUCAUAAAUACAGAACCUUCUCCUGCAAACACUUAAGCAUGCUUACCCAUAAAACUUUACCCAUAUGAACAAUGAAUUUCUCAGUGAGUUCAAGAGGACUAUUCACAGGUACAGAUAUUUGGGGGGAGGGAACCACAAUCUCACCUGGUUUUGGGUGCUUGAAGACUAUUUGAAAGACAAAAAUUCUGUUCCUCCAUUUAUCAUCCUGAGUUAUCUUGGGCGAGUUUCUUCCUUUAUUUCCCUCUCUGCAAGUUGCGGAUGGUACUGCUUCCCUGCCUCGCACAGUUGUUGGGAGGAUAAAUACAUUAAGGACCGACACAUUUAGUAAUGGGAGCUAAAAUGUAAAACAGUACAAAUCAUGGAAGCUCUUUCUUUCUUUUUUAAAUGGCUCUUCUUUUGCGGUUUUCCUGAACUGGGGGAUCCAUUUAUCUAUACUCCAUCAACUCAGUGGACCUAUAGUAAAAGAUAUGGCCCAACAGUUGAAAUUUGCUGGUUGCUUUGGCAAGCCUCAAACUGUUACAAAAACAAAGGUCCCAGUCCUCUUGAAAUCAAUAGGCCUCAGAAGAGGUAUAAAGUUUUGGCCAUGUAAAUUCAAAUGCAAGAGAAGGUCCAGGAUUGUAUUACUCACUGUAGAUCUAUGUGUUUUAAUUUCUGAAUUAAAGAAGAAUAUUCUUGGCUGUUUGGCCAGACAAAAA